Molecule: messenger RNA, 1870 nt
Organism: Aspergillus steynii IBT 23096
Lineage: Eukaryota; Fungi; Ascomycota; Eurotiomycetes; Eurotiales; Aspergillaceae
Exons: 1
Coding region: 370-1854 (494 amino acids)
Cellular component (GO): nucleus
Molecular function (GO): nucleic acid binding
Source: RefSeq, a predicted model, not a curated record
GAUAAAUUCCAGAUCCUUCACUCUGGAAAAUGGUUCCUGUGCUCCCUCGAACACCCCUCGUUCACCCUGCAAACGCCUUCCGGAUCGGUCCUUUCUCUCCUCCCCAACUCUCUUCUUCCCACUGCACCAUCGGUUCCAGUCUACCUACCAUCAGCCGUUCACAUCGUUUCCAUCUGACACUAUCAUUUUUCAUUUGGUUCUGGAAGUAGUUUGGCACAAUGGACCGGGUCAGUCGUCUGAACCUCCUGUUUGACCAGGAUGAAGCUCUGUUGCAUGUCAAUACCGGGUUAAGAGUGGUUGCACCGUGUCAGCCUGACGGUGACAAACCCAUCCAGGCAGAGGAUGACAGGGCCCAACAGCAGGUCCUUGAUGAGCCGAUCACUACUCCCGAAGAAGAGAACCCUGUGGAAGCUGCACCUGAUGAGACGACUCAGCGACACCCCCACCGUUCCGCAGCAACCCCCAACUCCCCAGAUCCCCUGCAACAUGAUGGAUCUUUCUGCCCGCUGUUGGGAGUUUCCAAAUAUCCAUACAGAUUUCUCAAAGACCAAAUAUCUCAGUCUGUGGCCAGUCGAUUUUUCGAUCGCGGUCAAUUCUGGAGUAGAGGCUGGGAUGUGUGAGUUGUCUUAUCUCUUUAUGGUAUUCUGCGCGGGUGAGUCCAUUGAUCUGACCCGAUAUAGUUACUAUUGUCAUCUCCCCCCGCGUCUGGGAUCGAAGAUUCUCCUUCUCGUCCCUGCCUCUCAAUUCCGACAGCUCAUACAAGAAAUCAAUCGUGAGCUCGAGUGCCAGUUAUCGCUGCCAUCGGACCCUCACCUGGGACUAGUUCUUCCCUUCCGGGAGAAGAAUUGGUAUCCUCAACCGGUCUUCCUGGGCAAAUGCGACGGCCAGGAGACCAAAGAGCAGCUGCAGGCGAAGGUCCCACCCCCCGUCAACCACGGCCAGCCGCUCCCCGAAUUGGACGAGCAGUAUCUGGAAUACGAGAAGAUCCUCGAGGCCGCAUGGGAGACGACCAGGAACAAGAAGAAGGGCUCCAAGGCCAAGAUUCAGCAGCGAGCUCAGCAUCAACAGCGACUGGUGCAGUGUUACGAACGCACGCAGAGCUACCUGGGAUGGCGCUCUCCCGAGCCCGAAAGUCAGCCUGCGGCCCUCGACGCCGCCUCCUGGGCGGACAAGGCCAAGCUGAAUGCCCCAAGCGCCGACGACUGGGACGCGACCAAGCCCAUGCCGUACCCCUUCUGGAAGGAGCCGGUGCUCAUCAGCGUCGACGUCGAGUGCAACGAGCGAUGCCAUUCCCAAGUGACCGAGGUGGGUCUCUCCACUCUGGACCUGUCGCAGCUGUCGGGCGUUCCUCCGGGUCAGCAAGGGGCGCAGUGGAUCGCGCAGAUCCAGUCCCGUCAUCUGCGGGUGCGCGAAUUCGGACACAUCGUGAACCAUGACUUUGUCGCCGGCUGCCCCGCGAACUUUGAAUUUGGCACCAGCGAGUGGGUGUCUCUCGAGCAGCUGGCGACGGUGGUGCAGGCGGGAUUGACUCCAGCGUCGGGCACGGGAGGCGAGCCACGCGCGGUGGUCGUGGUGGGACACAACCCGUCGAUGGAUCUCGCGUAUCUCCGAGAGAUGGGGGUGCCCGUGGAAGUCAACAGCAACGGAGUGAUCGAUAUUGUGGACACGGCGGAGACCUGGCGCAUCCAGCGGGGCGAGGCAUCACCGCGAUCCCUGGGCGCGAUUCUGGCGGAACUGGGGGUGGUCGGCUGGUACCUGCACAAUGCCGGCAACGAUGCGCGCUACACGAUGGAGGUGCUGAUCCGGAUGAUGGUGGAGCGUUUCUCGAAGCAGAGCAUGUUGUCUAGUUCGUGAGGUUGAGACAUAGUUC